GUCGGGAGCCGGCCCGGUGCGGAGCGGAGGUCUGAGAGGGGCGUGUUCCGGGCCCGUGGGCACGCCCCCUGGCGGCGGCCGCGCUGCGUUGGGAGCACGCAGUCAGGCGUUCUCCGCGGGCAGCCGGCGGCGGGGCCUUGCCUCCUAGCGCGGGGUCCUCGGCGGCCUGGGCGGCUCCUGCCCCUGUUGCUGGCGUAGCGAGCACGGCUGCGAGCGCGGCCGCAGUUGGCUCGCGGCGGCGGCGUUGGCGACGGCGGAGCAGCCGCGGGCGAGCGAGGCGACAGGCGCGGCCGGAGGCAGGCGCGGCGGCGGCGGCGGCGGCGCUCGGGGCCCGCGGCGGCGAGGGGGCGGAAGAUGGCGGACGUGCUCAGCGUCCUGCGACAGUACAACAUCCAGAAGAAGGAGAUUGUGGUGAAGGGGGACGAAGUCAUCUUCGGCGAGUUCUCCUGGCCCAAGAACGUGAAGACCAACUAUGUGGUUUGGGGGACUGGAAAGGAAGGCCAACCUCGAGAGUAUUACACGUUGGAUUCUAUCUUGUUUCUGCUUAAUAAUGUGCACCUUUCUCAUCCUGUUUAUGUCCGACGUGCAGCCACUGAAAAUAUUCCUGUGGUUAGAAGACCUGACCGAAAAGAUCUGCUUGGAUAUCUCAAUGGGGAAGCAUCAACGUCAGCAAGUAUAGACAGAAGCGCCCCUCUAGAAAUAGGGCUUCAGCGAUCCACUCAAGUCAAACGAGCUGCAGAUGAAGUUUUAGCAGAAGCAAAGAAACCACGAAUUGAGGAUGAAGAGUGUGUGCGACUUGAUAAGGAGAGACUGGCUGCUCGCUUGGAGGGUCACAAAGAAGGGAUUGUGCAGACUGAACAGAUUAGGUCUUUGUCUGAAGCUAUGUCAGUGGAAAAAAUUGCUGCCAUCAAAGCCAAAAUUAUGGCUAAGAAAAGAUCUACCAUCAAGACCGACCUGGAUGACGACAUAACUGCCCUUAAGCAGCGGAGUUUCGUGGACGCCGAGGUGGACGUGACUCGAGACAUCGUCAGCAGGGAGCGAGUGUGGAGGACGCGGACGACGAUCUUGCAGAGCACGGGAAAGAAUUUUUCCAAGAACAUUUUUGCAAUUCUGCAGUCUGUAAAAGCCAGAGAAGAGGGGCGUGCCCCUGAACAGCGACCGGCCCCGAACGCAGCGCCCGUGGAUCCCACAUUGCGCACCAAACAGCCUAUCCCAGCUGCCUACAACAGAUACGACCAGGAACGAUUCAAAGGAAAAGAAGAAACGGAGGGCUUCAAAAUCGACACGAUGGGCACCUACCACGGCAUGACACUGAAGUCCGUGACGGAGGGUGCAUCGGCCCGGAAGACUCAGACUCCUGCAGCACAGCCAGUACCGAGACCAGUUUCUCAAGCAAGACCUCCCCCAAAUCAGAAGAAAGGGUCUCGCACGCCCAUCAUCAUCAUCCCUGCAGCCACCACCUCCUUAAUCACCAUGCUCAACGCCAAGGACCUCCUCCAGGACCUGAAAUUCGUCCCGUCAGACGAAAAGAAGAAGCAGGGCUGCCAGCGGGAGAACGAGACUCUGAUCCAGAGGAGGAAGGACCAGAUGCAGCCCGGGGGCACCGCCCUCAGCGUCACGGUCCCCUACCGCGUGGUGGACCAGCCGCUGAAGCUCAUGCCUCAGGACUGGGACCGGGUCGUGGCCGUGUUCGUGCAGGGGCCUGCGUGGCAGUUCAAAGGCUGGCCGUGGCUGUUGCCUGAUGGUUCGCCAGUGGACAUAUUUGCUAAAAUAAAAGCCUUCCAUCUCAAAUAUGAUGAAGUUCGUCUCGAUCCAAACGUUCAGAAAUGGGAUGUAACAGUGUUAGAACUCAGCUAUCACAAACGUCACUUGGACAGACCAGUUUUCUUACGGUUUUGGGAAACAUUGGACAGGUACAUGGUAAAGCAUAAAUCCCACUUGAGAUUCUGAAUUACAUCAUUUCCCCUUCUGCAAAUAUGGAUUAAGAAGCAUUGGAUGUACCUUGGUCUAAAGACUGCCUGAGAGUCAAGCUUUAUGAAUUUAUCAAAAACUUACAAUUAAGAAGGUCACAUCGAUCAAAAGACCUCAUUUGAUGCUUUAUGCUUCGAAGGGAUGGUGCCCGUCAUUCAUAUACGCAAACUUUUUGGCCUACAACUAUUUUUUUAAUAUUAGCCUUCUAGUCUGUAAUGGAAAUUGUAUAUUUUGAUAGAAGUUUUUUCUCCAUUGGUUAAACUAGCAUUACUUAAAAUGUGUUUCUUUAGACAAUAAAUACAGGUUAUAAAUGUGUGUAUAUUUAGAGGUUAUAUGGCUCUCUAAGCCAUCUUGCUUCUGAUUUUUCAUUGCUCUAUAAUUCCUUUUAUUGAAAAUGCUGUGUUAUGAAUGGUAUUAAAUCUUAGUUUCUGGAAUUUGCAAAACCAAGCAAAGGGAUGUGACUAUUUUGGAUGAAUCAAAAUGUCAGCCUGUAUGUAUGCUAUAUCUAUACUUAUUCUUUAUUUAAAAAGGAAUAAUGAAAAAUCAAGAACAAUUCUUCAGCUUUGGUUGAACUGUUCAGCCUUUUCAAGACUUCUUUACUUAUAUUGAAUACAUUUAAUGAAUGUACAUGCUUCUCACUGACUUUGGGGAUUUUAAAACUUAGAAUGAUAUAUUUCUAUCUGUGACAUCUUUCCACUUGAAACAUCUCAAAACACAGACUGAAAACCUUGUAGGCUAUAGUACUUUUUAUUUUGGGAGCCAGAGUAUGAUUUGGGGGAAGGAAAUGUAUGAGUCCUACUGCAAUGUGAUUUUAACUUCCUUAUCUUUUCCCAUAAAUCCACCUUUGAUUGGUAACUUACAGGGCAUGGGAUUUGAGUCUUCUGUUUCUAGUCAGGUGGACCUCAGUCCUUAUCUUCCAUUGUCCCUGAGUACUGAUAAACUCUCCCAGGCACCAAAGAACACAUUUGCUUAAGUAAGUGUCUGAACAGAAACAAGAUAAAAACACUGGUAUUUUUAUGUGUGUAUUCAAUAUCGUAUGAAAUAUAAAACCUAUAUUUUAACUUGUUAAGAUAUUUUACUACUUCUCUACUUCAGACAGUGUUGCAUCCAUAGUACAACGAAUGAGCCUUUCCUUGAGUCUUAAUUUCACCUUUUAUCACUUAAAAGCAACUCGGAAACUUGACUUCCAGUUUUUACCAUUAGAAUUGUUGCUGAUCAUUUAUAUCUUCCCUCCAUCCCCCUGUUUUCUCCCCCCAGUGAUUUCUCUUAGGUUGACAUGGGUUUUUUUGGUAAACAUCUAACUCUUUCUUAUGUUCAGCUGACAUUGUCUAGCCCCAUUUGUAAAUUUAAUGCUAUCAUAAAAAUGAGAAGCACUUAACUUACUCUUUCACUGACCAUGAAAGUCCAUGCUGAUAAUAGGGAAUGGAAAAAAAAGGCUUAUUCAUGUGGAAUUCACUAGGUUUUCAGAAGAAAAGCAGUCAGCAUUUAAAAUAAGAUUUUAGAAUGUUUAUAAGGUUUGAACAGAUUUCUGUCCCCUUCUUCUCUGCACCCUCUUCUUGAAAAUAAGAGAAAAUUUUUUUCACAUUAGAAUAUCAGCAUAUAAAUCUGUUUUCAAAAUAAAUUAUGUAUUGUAUAAACUUUCUCAGUGAUGAAAUAGUCAAGGUUUAGAAUCUGUAAUAUUUUAAUGUAAGAUUACUUGUUAAGACUACUACAAGUGGACAUGAACUACCUUUCUAUAAAGAUUUUUAGUAUUUAUACUUAU
Messenger RNA from Phyllostomus hastatus (greater spear-nosed bat), 3733 nucleotides. RefSeq names its product cell division cycle 73 (gene CDC73). Lineage: Eukaryota; Metazoa; Chordata; Mammalia; Chiroptera; Phyllostomidae. The transcript is spliced from 17 exons. Bases 355 to 1950 code for a protein of 531 amino acids. Gene Ontology annotation, cellular component: Cdc73/Paf1 complex. Gene Ontology annotation, biological process: transcription elongation by RNA polymerase II; positive regulation of transcription elongation by RNA polymerase II. The record is from RefSeq and is a predicted model, not a curated record. Gene Ontology annotation, molecular function: RNA polymerase II complex binding.